Molecule: messenger RNA, 882 nt
Organism: Trichoderma gamsii
Lineage: Eukaryota; Fungi; Ascomycota; Sordariomycetes; Hypocreales; Hypocreaceae
Exons: 2
Coding region: 1-882 (293 amino acids)
Cellular component (GO): ascospore wall; lipid droplet; prospore membrane
Source: RefSeq, a predicted model, not a curated record
AUGUCUGCUCCCGGCCCACUCAACAACACACUGCCACCUCACAGAGAACAGGUUCUUUCAAGAUGCUCUGGUAGCCGACAAUUCAUCUACCUUCGGCGCGCAGCCAUCGCGUUCAGCUAUCCUAUCCGUGGUAUCUGGUACUUUUCGCGAAGGAAGGAGUUUUGGCCUCUCUUUCUUGGACGGCUAGUGCCUCUAUCUUUAAUAUCGUUCUUCGUAUACUUCGUACUAUUUUCCUUUGCCUUUCUUCCGCAAUUCUUCUUCCUGGCCAUCUUCCAUGGCUGGGGCGCCUGGUUUAAUGCUGUUGUACUCGUGUUGGGCGAAGGUCUUGUGAUAGUGCAGGGCCUAUUUGAGGGUUUCUUUGUUGAUGAAUGCCGGGUGGAUGUUUUCGACGCAACGCUCAUCGACCUCUCUUUGAAGGACCUAAUAGCCCCUCACCGCAUCCUGUUUGAAGAUGCGCCUAAUUCUGUCAAAAUGCUAGGAAAGCCAACAACUCCAGCAUGCUUCAAUCCUUGGAGUACAAUUCAGAUUGUAGAGCUCGUGUUCUUUCUUCCUCUCAAUCUCAUCCCUUACGUUGGAACUUUUGUAUUUAUUAUCAUCACUGGCACUCGGCUCGGUAAGCUAUCGCAUCAUCGCUGGUUCCAGCUCCGAGGCUUGACAAAGGCAGCGCAAAAGGAUGAGAUCAAGAGACUCGAGUGGGAUUGCGUCUUCUUUGGAACAAUGGCCAUGAUCCUUGAGCUAAUACCGGUGCUGUCUUUCUUCUUUCUGCUGACCACGGCAGCAGGCUCAGCUAUGUGGGCCGCGGACAUGGAGAAGGCAAGGAGAAGAGAAAUAGAGUCCGAUGCUGGUCGAGUAGUAUACCUAUAUAGAGACGAUUUUCCCUAG